Molecule: messenger RNA, 2255 nt
Organism: Salvelinus sp. IW2-2015
Lineage: Eukaryota; Metazoa; Chordata; Actinopteri; Salmoniformes; Salmonidae
Product: C-C chemokine receptor type 5-like
Biological process (GO): calcium-mediated signaling; cell chemotaxis; immune response
Cellular component (GO): external side of plasma membrane; membrane
Molecular function (GO): C-C chemokine binding; C-C chemokine receptor activity
Source: RefSeq, a predicted model, not a curated record
GUCACACCAGUGUGUAUAACCCUCAGACAGACAACUCAACCCAGAUUAACAGGAUGAAUAUCGCUGGAUAUCCUGUUCACACCACGGCAGGGGGGAACACCACAACCAUUCCCUUCAGCUCUGUGAGUGUUGAGAAUGGGAAUUCAUCCAGUUAUGCAUAUGAGAACUCAUCCAGUUAUGCAUAUGGCACACAUUUUGCAGACGCAUUUGAAGUAACCACAUACGACUACAAUAACAAUGACGAUGGCGUUUGCAAGUACAAGGCACACGGAGCCAGCUUCCUGCCAGUGCUGUUCUCCCUCUUCUUCAUCCUGGGGUUUCUGGGGAACGUUCUGGUCUUGUGGGUCAUCCUCCUGGGGGUGAAACUAUGCAGCAUGCCUGACGUGUGUCUUCUGAACCUGGCCUUGGCUGACCUGCUCCUGGUCUGCACCUUGCCUUUCCUGGCCCACCACGCUACAGAUCAGUGGGUGUUUGGUGACGUCAUGUGCAAAGUGGUCCUCAGCACCUACCACGUUGGCUUCUACAGUGGCAUCUUCUUCAUCACCCUGAUGAGUGUGGACAGGUACCUGGCCAUAGCCCAUGCUGUGUACGCCAUGAGAGCCAGAACACGGAAGUACGGGGCCAUCGCUGCCAUCGUGACCUGGCUGGCUGGAUUCCUGGCCUCGUUUCCUGAGGCACUGUCUCUUAAAGUGGAGAAAAACAAUGAGAAAGAAAAUUGUCACCUCUAUGAUGGACACUCUUGGGGAAUUUUUGGCCUUUUCAAAAUGAACACACUUAGUCUGCUAAUCCCCCUCGUCAUCAUGGGGUUCUGCUACACACAGAUAGUGAGAAGGCUGCUCAGUAAUCCAUCCUCCAAAAAGCAGGCCAUCAGACUCAUUCUCAUUGUGGUUGUGGUGUUUUUCUGCUGCUACUCAUUUUUCAAGGCCUUGGAGUUAAGUGAGGUCUACUCAAGCUGUGAGAGUAGCAAAGCCAUCAGACUCACUCUACAGAUCACAGAGGCCAUGGCCUACUCCCAAAGCUGCCUGAAUCCCAUCCUCUAUGUGUUUGUGGCGCAGAAGUUUAGAAGGCCUCUCAUAAGACUGAUAAACAAGGCUCCCUGCAGGAUGUGUCAGUUCAUGAAGUACUACCUGCCCCGGGACUUCAGAGCCUUAAGGACAGGAUCUAUUUACUCACAGACCACCAGCGUGGAUGAGAGGUCUACUGUCGUGUGAACAGCAACUUAACUGUAAAGACAAAUACAUCUGACAUCACAUCAUCACAUGUAAAUACCAAAUCCAGUGUCAAAUACAAUCAUCCGGAAAUAAUAGGCUCUGAUCCAGGUGCAUGGCGAAGUCAGGAAAUUGUCACUCAUCUCAGAGUUUCCCACCAGGGCGAUGAUUUUUACAGAAAUCAACCCAAUCACUAUAAAUUCCACAAACCAUUUAAUUUCCCUUUGUAUAGCAUUUUGUAUAGUACAGUAUGUCUAUUUGAAUGUCUAUUUGAAGUUUUUGGCACAUUUUGCAAAGUUAUCUUUUCUCUUAAAAUGUAUUAUAAAUCUGCUAGCACACAUACUGUAUGUAAAUACAGUAAUACUUUUUGAUUCUAUGUAAAUAAAUGUAUUACAGUAACUUCAUCCCCUCCUGCAUGAGGCAAAUUAAAGUACUUCCAAGAUAAUGUAAUCAAGAUAUACUCAGUGACCUAUGUUCCCAUGUGUCAGUGCUAGAGAAUAUGUGAAUGAUGGUGCCACCACAGACCAAUAUCUCUUACUCCUGUUAGCAACUUAUCUCACCACAAAGAGUAACACUGCUGGUGCCAUACAAUGUGUACACAAAAUGUCAUCCUAAUGUGAUUCACUGCAGUAUUGUAACAUGUUUUAUAUUGAUCAUUAUCAUCGGGAUGCAGAGGACAUUUAGAUUAUAACACAUUUGUCUGCUUUACCUGCUAUGAUAUUUAAUACUUAAAACAGCGCUCUGUACAGAAGCACACACCAACCUUAAACCAACCUUUUUUUUAUUGAAGUGAGCCAGUAAAUACCUACAGUAAAACAAUACCGGACUGGCUCUAACAUUUUAGUGGCCCCCAAAACAUGGAGCCAGUUAAUUUCAUGCAAUUCUACACAUUCUGCCAUGGUGUGUGAUGAAAAUGUUGCAAGUUCUGCUAUUUUUUUGUUCUGAAAUUUUAUAACACAUUUCUUGAAAUUCUACUCACUUUGACAUGGGGAAGAGAGAAGAAAAGUGCAUUUUAAAGCAAAUUUCCUGCAAAUCAACACAUUUUGU